AUGUCAAGCAGAAAACUUGCAAGUUUCAACGAAUCUCAUGUGGAGAAGUUAGCCCAAUUGGACAACUCCAAAGUUGAAACCAACCAGAAUGGCAACGAAUGGCUUGACAAGUUCCCUGUAACGCAGCACACUGAAGCUUUGGAUAUUGAGGAAGGUCAGAUAAUAACCGAAGCAAUAAAUGUGAACCCAGUGAAAAAGAUAUGUGCAUCUGCUGAUGUGGGACAAAUCAGUGAUGUGAAGAAGUUGAAUGGUGAAAAAGCAAAAAAUGGAUAUGCGGUUGUUGAGAAAAAUAACCCUCGGAUUCUUGAGUUGAUUCAGUUGUGGAAACAGCUCAGAAUAAGCAACAACAAAGGCCAAUGCGGAAGAGGAGAUGGGGUGGAAGUUAGGUCCCAGAGAAUGCAGAUGUUAUCUGGUGGUUUUCUUGCAAUAAAAAUGAAAAAUCCAGACUUUGCCUUCAUUGAACUUCUCUCUUCCACCGCUGGGGUGCGGAUUAGGGGUGAAGGGUUGGUGUGGGGAACGAGAUGGAAAGAGAAGAUGAAGAGUUUACCGAUCACCUAA
Ilex paraguariensis (yerba mate) is the source of this 558-nucleotide messenger RNA. Lineage: Eukaryota; Viridiplantae; Streptophyta; Magnoliopsida; Aquifoliales; Aquifoliaceae. The record is from the annotation of a GenBank genome assembly.